This is a messenger RNA of Papilio polytes (common Mormon), 1313 nucleotides long. RefSeq lists its product as uncharacterized. Gene Ontology annotation, molecular function: DNA binding; transcription corepressor activity. Gene Ontology annotation, biological process: negative regulation of Notch signaling pathway; positive regulation of neuron differentiation. Gene Ontology annotation, cellular component: nucleus. Lineage: Eukaryota; Metazoa; Arthropoda; Insecta; Lepidoptera; Papilionidae. The transcript is spliced from 6 exons. The coding region runs from base 20 to 1150 and encodes 376 amino acids. The record is from RefSeq and is a predicted model, not a curated record.
UCAAGUAUCCAAGAUCGGGAUGCCGGAAGAUGUUAUGAAUGCAGUGAGGAAACGGAAACACAUAUCUAAUGGAAGAAAUGGUCCAGGAACUGACAAAAUAGUAGAUCAAAAAAUCGAAGAAGGUGGACCGAGCGGUCAACAGGAGGUCAUGGACUUCUCGUCUAGUGCCUCAUCCUGGGAACCAAGCGAUGAAAUUUCAUCUGAAGACUCUGAGCCAGAAAACAAAAAGAACAAGACACUUAACGCGACGAAACAAUACAGCAAUAAAAGAGCAAACAAAAAAGGGCCAAUACCACUGCACAGACCUAAUGCAAUCAUACCAAAUGUUUUACAACCGCGGCAAACAAAUAUUGUAGACAAAAAGAAACAUUGUAGAUAUGUUGACUCCGCCAACAAAAGGGAAAUCGUUAAUAAAUCAUUACCAGAUUCAACAAGAAAAAACACACCACCUAAUGACUCAAUCAAAAAUGGCCACAAUAAUGUAAAGGACAUUUUAGAAAUAAAACACGGUUUCAGACAACUAUUUCAAAUGAUAAAAGAUCUUAAAAGUCAAGCUGGUUUUGUCACAAUGGAUAUUAAUGGUACGAAUAAGAACACAUCAGUGGUAAAUAACGAGACAAUGGAUAUAUCGGAUGGUGAAGAAAGUGACAGAAGUCAGAGUGCAGAAUCCAAUCGUUCUGAUGACAAUGUUCUUAUCAGCAAUAAGUACGCCAGAGCUGAUGUUCGGAACAAUACCACAGACAAUAUAACUGAGGAAGAAUGGAUGCCUAUAGGUAGUGGCAAAACUUUAAUACAUAAAGAUAAAUAUAAGAAAGUCAAUUGGAAGUCUUACACGAUAGCAACUCGAACUCUACUACUUGCGACGUUUCCGCGAAGGAUUCUAGCCACGCAUUCACUAACUGGAAAAAGAUCGCCCGCUUUCCAAAACAAACCGGCAAAAAUGUGCCUCGAUCCUAAAAUAGUAUCGGAUGUUAUUAUGGAAAUUACGUCCAGGUUUAGGGUCAAGGAAAACUUAGUAAGGAGUAUUAUAACGACAAAAUGCGCGGACGAAUGCAAGAUGUUUAAAUUGAGAAUGAAACAUAAACACAAACAAGUACAGAACCAAGAGAACACUCCGCCGAUACAAGAGACAGAGGCCAUAGAUUACUAGCGGGUUAUUACAUUUUCUUAGGUGAUAUCUGCUUAUUAGAUGAAAUGUUUAAAAUAUUACAUAAUUGUUAAAAAAAUCACAUUAAAAUGCAUCCUUCUACAGCGUAAAAAGAUACAUAUUUUGUCAACUAAUUACAUCUUACCGAUGUUUAUACAAAUUUAUA